AUGGCAGAAACGCGGGACAAGAUACGUUGCCCAGUCGUGAAUAUCGCUGCAGCUGGUGAUACUGUUCUAGUUGUCGGGCCGGAAAAGCUGAGGCUCCGCGUGCAGUCGCUUGUCCUUAAAGCAGUCUCGAAACUACUAGGUACCAUCUUGGGACCCGACUGGAAGGAAGGCGAUGAUAUACGCGGUGCGGGUCUUCCCGUGGAAAUACUGCUGCCCGAAGAGAAUGCGACUGCGCUGAGAUGUAUUUGUGCAGUCUUGCACCAUCAGGUCAAAUUGAUACCUCAGAUCAUGGCUGUAAAUGAUAUUCUCAGAAUCGCUGUCACGGCGAACAAAUUCGGCGUUAUUGACGCUUUGGCUUUUGCCAGUGAAUUCUGGCUGUGCCCUCCCAAUAAGGGAGCUAGUGAUCUCAUUGUUCUUGCGGCUGCGGCAACUUUGUUUAAGAACAUACAGGCAUUCAGAGACAUUACGAAGGCUCUGAUUCUCAACUACGGUGGCUUUUACCUUGACCUUUCGAGCGAAGAUGUUGUGUCGGUUUUGGGCGAGAGAGUGUUCUGUCUGCUAGAAGAGCAAAGGGGCUUCGCGAGGCUGAAGUUGGGAGAGAUUCUGAUUGGAGGGAUCAAUGCUCCGGCGUGUGUCCACAGAUGCGGAUGGACAAGCAAAUACGCAUUUGCCUACAUGAAACUACUCGAGACACAUAAUCUUUGGCCGACUGCCUUGUCUGUCGUGGGCGAGGCAAUAGAGCGAGCACAUAGGAUGCCGCAUCCAGUCCCAGAAGAAUCCAGUGCUGAAUGCAGAUUCGGGUACAAGCAUUGUGCGCCUGAAUAUCGAGAUUUCAUUCGUUAUGGUUUAGAUGAUUUGACGAGUCGCAUCGGGAUCUGUCUACACUGUUUUCAUUCUAACCGAGUGGGUCCAGGAUUUUGCCAGAUGGCACAUGGAUAUCAGUAUCUAUCCGACCAAUAG
Messenger RNA from Penicillium egyptiacum, 960 nucleotides. NCBI's taxonomy places the organism in Eukaryota, Fungi, Ascomycota, Eurotiomycetes, Eurotiales, Aspergillaceae. The record is from the annotation of a GenBank genome assembly.